UGAGUGUUAGAUUUUCAUUUACUUGGUUAUGUCAUCAUCAUCAUCAUCGUCACACGUAUUAUAUCAUUUGAUCAAACGCCUUUCUUUUAUAAAAUGCAGCUCAAAGUGUUUUGAAAUACAUUAUUACAUGAAUAAAAACAAGUAAGACCAGUGCAUCACUGUUUUUUAACAAUGUGUGGCAGAAAAAAUCCAAGAUAUUUUUAAAUCAAAUGUAGUAAAAAAGAAGAAUAGGAUCAAUAAAAUGAAAGAGGUAGAACAGGAGGACAAAACAUUCAUGUUUCUCUGCUUUUUAUUCGUUUAGGAUGCGUUUCCUUCAUUUUUGGAGUUUUGGUUCAGCAAUUAUUAAAAACGUCUGAAAUCUAAUAAGAAUUUCACUGCAUUAAAGUAAAAACAUCGUGUUUUUAAUAAACAAUUGAUCACAAAAAAAGUAAAGACAUUGUCACAGGCAGAAAAAGAGGCCGAUUCCUCGUGUGAUUGUCUGAAUAAAUGAGAUUUCUGAUUUCAACAGUGUUUAUUUCUCACAAUAAUAACAACAUAAGCUUCUUUUUACAACCUCACCUUGAAGCAGCAGAACAUUAGUGAAGGUUGGACACGUACACCGUUCACCUCAAAGAAAGAGCAGCGAUGAGUUCCCUGGACGACGCCAGUCCCGUCCGAGUGUCGGCUGACUGCGCUCUGCAGAGUCCGGCUGAACACAUCACACAGGUGAUAACACAGGGGGCGCAGAAUCACUUCACAGAGGUGAUUGAUGUGACGUCAGCAGGAAUGAAAUCCCUCUCUUUUGUUCGACAGGUGUUGGCAGCGUGUCUGUGUCCACAGCUGCUCACAGACCACAGUCUCCCUCAGGACGUCAGACUCAGAGCUCAGUGUCUCCUGGACGCCUGUGAUGGAGGAAGUGUGGGUUCCUAUAGUCCCUCAGCUGGAAUAACUCACGUCAGACAAAGCAUCACAGAUUUCAUCACCACACGAGACGCUGGUGUUCCUUCAUACAGCAAAGACAUCUUCAUUUGUGUUGGUUCUCAAGGCGCACUAAUGCUGCUUGUGAAGCUGCUGGCCCGCGGUGAGGGUCAGACUCGCACCGGCGUGUUGACCCCUGUGCCCUGCUCGCCCACGCUGCCGCUGCUGCUGGACGCCGCCGGCGUGAAGCUGCUGCCGUAUCAGCUGACAGAGGAGCGAGGCUGGGCCACGGAGGUGGACGAGCUGCGGCGAGCGCUGACGGCGGCCAGAAGUCACUGUGAGCCCCGAGCCAUUUACAUUAGCAACCCCGGAAACCCCACAGGACAUGUGCAGGACAGAACAUCGAUAGAGGAAGUGAUUGAGUUCGCUGCAGAUCAGGGACUCGUGCUGUUGGCUGAUGAGGUGUACCAGGACAGCGUGUACGGGCCGCACGCUCACUUCAUCUCCUAUAAGAAGGUCCUGUUUGAGAUGGACCCGGAACUCUCACAGACGGUGCAGCUGGUCUCCUUUCACUCGUUAUCCAGUGGCUGCAUGAGAGAGUGUGGUCUGAGGGCAGGUUACAUGGAGGCAAUCAACCUGGACCCGGAUGUGAUGCAUUACUUUGACGUCAUGUUGUGCUUUGACAUCAGCGCUCCGAUCACAGGACAGCUCGCUCUGGACCUCAUGGUCCGUCCACCUAAACCUGGAGAGCCGUCCUAUGACACGUACACACAGGAAAUUCUCCUCACUAAAGCCACUUUGUCCCAGAAUGCUCAGCGGGCGUGGCAGGUCCUGAACGAUCUACCGGGGAUGAGUUGUCAGCCUGCGAUGGGCGGAAUCUACCUGUAUCCCAGGCUGCAUUUACCACCUGAGAUUAUAGAGCAGGCCAAGGUGUUGCAGGUGGAGGCUGACGUUCUCUUCUGUCAGAUGUUGCUGCAGGAAGAGGGCGUGUUAGUCGGAACCGGUUGUCACCGCGACGGAGACCCUCGCAGACAUCAUCUGAGGUUGUGUGUCCUUGUUCCGGCCGACGCUCUGGAGGAGGCUCUGGCUCGUCUCCGCUCUUUCCAGCUCCGUCUCAUGGGCAGAUUUCCUCACGCAAACAAAGGUGUGAAGGACAAACACAGAGAGACCGCGAUGAGCGUGAACCUCAGAGAGCCGCCGCGUGGAAAACACAUUUAAUGGGACGACUUCUGGACACUGUCUUCUUGCACUUUCUGGUGCUGGCAUUAAAGUUCUGUUCAGACAUUUAGAGACAAAAGGACCAACCUGAAAUGGUUCUUAGUCCUGAAAAGGGAUUUUAUUUUUGAUUGAUAUGGUGACUGUAAAAACAGCCAUCUGCUUUCUGCUUUGACUAAAAUGCAAAACCUGUGAAUUCAUUGCAAGAGCAACACAAGCUCUUGGAGAUGUGGACGGACGGAGAGAAGUUCCAUGACCUCCGUACAUGUCAGGAUCAUACAGUGCUGUGCAAAAGUCUUUAUUGGCCACCGUCAGAUUUGUUGUUUUCAUGACAAAAAGACAACAAUAAUAACAAUAAUAAUAAUAAACCUAAAAUCAGUGACAAACCAAUGAUUUAAAUUCUAUUUUAAAAUGAUCCUGGGAAAGCAGAUCUUGGAUGUUUCAGGGUGUUCUGUUGUGUAUAUUCAGCAGAUGAAGAAAUCUAAUUUCCUCAUUUUUUAUCUUGAUUGAAAGAUAAAUCCCAGAAGCAAACUCAACAAAAGAGAAGCUUCUUUAAAAAAAUGCUGUGUCACAGUAUUACUCAGCCUAAAACGGCUCAUGUCACUCCUCAUGCUGCAAGACUUCACCGGUACUAUUUUGAAGUCCUUGCCAGAAGAAUGUAAGAGUGGGACAGCAUGAGGUUGUUGUCCCGUCUGUUUGGACUUUUGCUUCAGUGUUAUGAAAAAUCUCUCUACAAUUGUGAGGCUGUAGUGGUGGUUUGUGUAUUAAUUAAUUGUUUGUCCAGUCUUCAGGUGUAAUUACAGUUCCCAAUUCUUUUUCCUAUUUCGCCUUGAUAUGGUUUGUUGAAUGGCCUCUUUGUUCAGCUAUAUGUUGAUAUAGUUCGCCAGUGAUCCUUCCGGACAGUUUGGUGUUCUAAGCUUUGAUAAACAUGUUAUGUAUUACGAAGUUA
This is a messenger RNA of Solea senegalensis (Senegalese sole), 3061 nucleotides long. RefSeq names its product alanine aminotransferase 2-like. Bases 625 to 2115 code for a protein of 496 amino acids. Gene Ontology annotation, biological process: biosynthetic process. Gene Ontology annotation, molecular function: pyridoxal phosphate binding; L-alanine:2-oxoglutarate transaminase activity. The transcript has 12 exons. The record is from RefSeq and is a predicted model, not a curated record. Lineage: Eukaryota; Metazoa; Chordata; Actinopteri; Pleuronectiformes; Soleidae.